AUGGCCCCUGCCCCCAUCGACCCCCGCAUUGUAGACGUUGCACCACCGAGAAAAGACACCCUCGGUCUACCAGCAUCCGCAAGAGAGCGUUUGGAGAAGUCCGGUGUUGAUCUUAGUGCUGGAUAUCCGUAUCGACCUUCGCGUCCUCUGUAUUUGGAUGAUGUCUACAAUGUGCGAAAUUAUGACCGCGAGCAUGUAGACCCUGGACGCCGCGCCGAUCCUGAUAAAAAGGCACUUUUAUCAGCGGCUAAGGAAGUCAUUCCUUUAACAAGACACAUCGGUACUGAGAUUGUUGGUCUACAACUGAAGGAUCUUACAGACCAACAGAAAGAUGAGCUAGGCCUCCUCAUCGCCGAACGAAGCGUUGUUUUCUUCCGAGACCAAGACAUCUCCCCCCAGCAGCAAAAGGAUUUGGGUGAAUACUUUGGCGAAGUUGAAAUCCAUCCACAAGUCCCUCAGGUCCCCGGAGUCCCCGGCGUCUCUGUAAUUUGGCCCGCACUGCAAGCCACCGAGGUACCAGCCAGCUUCCGUCGACCAGGUGGUUCCUCACGGUGGCACAGUGACCUGGUUCACGAAAGACAGCCGGCUGGUGUAACACACCUUCAUAAUGACACCGUCCCAACCGUGGGAGGGGAUACCCUCUGGGCAAGUGGGUAUGCUGCAUACGAAAAACUCUCCCCAGAAUUUCGCAAGUUCAUUGAUGGCAAGACUGCCAUCUAUCGAUCUGCUCACCCAUACCUUGAGCGGGGCAGUCCCGAGGCAGGGCCCAAGUAUGUGCAGCGUGAACAUCCCUUGGUCCGCGUUCACCCCGCGACGGGGUGGAAGGCGCUCUGGGUCAACAGAGCCAUGACCGAACGAAUUGUUGGAUUGGAUAAAGCUGAGAGUGAUCUUAUUUUGGGAUAUUUGAACGAUGUCUAUGAAAAGAACCCUGAUAUCCAGGUUCGCUUCAAGUGGAGUCCACGAACCAGCGCUCUCUGGGACAAUCGAAUUACCAUCCACAACGCCAGUUGGGACUAUGAGGGCUCUCAGCCACGACAUGGUACUCGAGUCACCUCUUUAGCAGAGAAGCCGUUCUUUAAUGGCACUGCCCCAACCAGGAGAGAGGCGUUGGGAUUAUUGGGACCAGAGGAAAUUGAGGAGUUGACGAAUUUGAAGAAAUUGAGCCUGCAGUGA
Messenger RNA from Penicillium verhagenii, 1173 nucleotides. Its product is annotated as TauD/TfdA dioxygenase family protein. The transcript is spliced from 3 exons. Gene Ontology annotation, cellular component: cytoplasm. The coding region runs from base 1 to 1173 and encodes 390 amino acids. NCBI's taxonomy places the organism in Eukaryota, Fungi, Ascomycota, Eurotiomycetes, Eurotiales, Aspergillaceae. Gene Ontology annotation, molecular function: 2-oxoglutarate-dependent dioxygenase activity. The record is from RefSeq and is a predicted model, not a curated record.